Aspergillus neoniger CBS 115656 is the source of this 2780-nucleotide messenger RNA. It is a transcript of the gene mdr2, whose product is annotated as ATP-binding cassette permease mdr2. NCBI's taxonomy places the organism in Eukaryota, Fungi, Ascomycota, Eurotiomycetes, Eurotiales, Aspergillaceae. Gene Ontology annotation, molecular function: ATP binding; ATP hydrolysis activity; ABC-type oligopeptide transporter activity. The transcript has 3 exons. Gene Ontology annotation, cellular component: membrane. The coding region runs from base 160 to 2520 and encodes 786 amino acids. The record is from RefSeq and is a predicted model, not a curated record. Gene Ontology annotation, biological process: transmembrane transport.
CUGCCUUCCAAGCGUCUAGCGGUCUCCCGGAGAGCGAUUAAUCUUUGAUUUGUCAUGAGAUCUAGCAGACACCGGGCUGUCUAGUGGGAUAUGGCACCCUGAUUACUCCGUUUGGCAUCCAUUUGAGCAGCCAUCCGAAUCCGCUUUCUAUCGUCCGAAAUGCGCGGAGCCAGGUUGCUGGCUUCCUGGGCCCCCGGCGUCACCGCCAGACGGGGUGCUCAGGUAAAUGGGAGCAUACUCAAUGAGCUUUACUUUGGAGCUCGUCCACAUCAAUCUGGAAUUGGCAUCUUUGGCGUCCCUAGCCGUCAAUUCUCGGGCAUCUCGGGUUCAUUACGCAACAACCUCUCGCUAACGUCUGGACUAUCCACCCGUCAAAGUAACGGUUCACGGUUCGAUAUCAUACGGUCGCAAUUAAUAGCGCAAUCUCGGUUCUUCUCCUCUUCGCAACGGUCAUUGGAAUCUAAGCCAGUGAACUCAACGGCUAAAUCUGCUCAAACGAACAACGCCACGGCUCAGGACAAGGAAGAUGAAGACAUAGACAAGGGCUUCGAGCUCUCCGAAAAGGGAGCGCAGGCUGCGCAGGUAAACCUUGCUGCUAAGCUGUCGAAAGACGGAUCUGGUAACAAGAAAGCCGGCUUCAAAGAAAUAUGGAGACUCCUGCUCAUUGCCCGACCCGAAGCUAGAAAGCUCGGGUUUGCUUUCUUUUUCCUGCUUAUUUCGUCAUCGAUCACCAUGUCUGUUCCCUUCUCCAUCGGCAAAAUCAUGGAUGCAGCUACAAAGACCUCUGACGAAGAGGGCGGUGGAAAUCUGCUUUUCGGCUUGAGUGUACCGAUGUUCUAUGGAGCUUUGGCUGGUAUCCUUACACUGGGUGCCGCUGCGAACUAUGGCCGCAUUGUCAUCCUCCGUAUCGUUGGAGAGCGCAUUGUCUCAAGGCUUCGCUCUAAGCUUUUCCGUAAUACUUUUGUGCAAGAUGCGGAAUUCUUCGAUGCGAACAGAGUGGGCGACUUGAUCUCACGACUCGGCUCUGACACCAUUAUCGUGGGUAAAAGUAUCACGCAGAACUUGUCGGACGGCUUACGAGCAGCGGUUAGUGGUGCAGCAGGCUUUGGUCUGAUGACCUAUGUCAGUCUCAAGCUGUCCAGUGUCUUGCUUGUCCUAUUGCCUCCGAUUGGUCUCGGCGCCUUCUUCUAUGGUAGGGCGAUAAGGAACCUCAGUCGCAAGAUCCAGAGAAACCUCGGUACUUUGACCAAGAUUGCGGAAGAGCGUCUUGGUAAUGUGAAGACUAGCCAGUCUUUUGCUGGUGAGAUCCUCGAAGUGAACCGGUACAAUAACCAAGUGCGCAAGAUCUUCGAGCUUGGCAAGAGGGAAUCUUUGAUUAGCGCUACCUUCUUCAGUUCCACUGGCUUCAUGGGCAACAUGACAAUCCUAGCAUUGCUUUACGUUGGAGGCGGCAUGGUUCAGUCAGGUGGCAUCACUAUUGGAGAGUUGACAUCCUUUUUGAUGUAUACUGCUUAUGCCGGUUCCAGCAUGUUCGGUCUGUCUAGCUUCUACUCCGAGCUGAUGAAGGGUGUUGGAGCUGCUAGUCGUCUCUUCGAAUUGCAGGAUCGUGAGCCAACGAUAUCCCCGACGAAGGGCAAGAAAGUUGAAUCGGCCCGUGGUCCUAUUCGUUUUGAAAACGUGAACUUCAGCUAUCCCACGCGACCUGCCGUUCCUAUAUUCAAGGAAUUGAACUUUGAGAUCCCGCAAGGAAAGAACGUUGCCAUCGUCGGUCCCUCGGGUGGAGGAAAGUCAACUAUUGCUUCACUUCUACUGAGGUUCUACAACCCAACCGAAGGACGGGUCCUGAUUAACGGCCAAGACAUCAGCGAGAUGAACGCCAAGUCCCUUCGAAGGAAGAUUGGUGUUGUUGCUCAGGAACCUGUCCUGUUCUCGGGAUCAAUUGCUGAGAACAUUUCUUAUGGCAAGCCACGGGCUACUAGGUCAGAGAUCAUCGCAGCAGCCAGAAAGGCGAACUGCCAGUUCAUCAGCGAUUUUCCCGAUGGACUUGAUACUCAGGUUGGACCUCGCGGCGCUCAACUUUCUGGUGGGCAAAAGCAGCGCAUUGCCAUUGCUCGUGCUCUCAUCAAAGAUCCCGAUAUCUUGAUUCUGGAUGAGGCAACCUCUGCUCUUGAUGCAGAAUCUGAGACAUUGGUCAACAGCGCUCUUGCUGCCCUUCUUCGUGGAAACAACACGACCAUCAGCAUCGCCCACAGACUGUCUACGAUCAAGCGCUCUGAUACAAUCAUCGUGCUUGCCCCUGAUGGAAAGGUGGCCGAACAGGGAACUUACGAGGAGCUUAGCUCUCGUCCUGACGGCGCCUUCACAAAGCUGAUGGAAUGGCAAAUCAGUGGUGGCGAGAACACGCCAGCAAACGCCCCUAUCAGCCCAGCGACAGAAGAGAAAUUGUGGCAGUUGGAGAAAGAGGAAGCUGAAGCUGACAUCGAAGAUGCCAGCAGCGAACGCGAUCAGCAGAAGAAGUAGGAGCGUCCGCUACUUCAUAGAUGUGGAGGCGCCUACCUUUCUGGACACCCAUUUGUUAUUUUCUUUCUUUUCUUCGUUAUCUUGUUUUCAGCAGUGUAGAGUAUAUAGCUCCUGUAUGGGGCACAUAGUACACUACUGUCUAGACAGCUGGGCCGCCUUCAGCUGGAUGUACUAUCUAUCUACGGGAUACCCCAACACCGGGGUGGCUCAGCUUUUGGUGACUGGAUAGAUAAAAUAUAAUACCCAUCUCUACUUUUGAA